Messenger RNA from Tribolium madens (black flour beetle), 1915 nucleotides. RefSeq names its product heterogeneous nuclear ribonucleoprotein K (gene HnRNP-K). Bases 221 to 1456 code for a protein of 411 amino acids. Gene Ontology annotation, molecular function: mRNA binding. The transcript has 12 exons. Gene Ontology annotation, biological process: regulation of transcription by RNA polymerase II; regulation of mRNA splicing, via spliceosome. The record is from RefSeq and is a predicted model, not a curated record. NCBI's taxonomy places the organism in Eukaryota, Metazoa, Arthropoda, Insecta, Coleoptera, Tenebrionidae. Gene Ontology annotation, cellular component: nucleus; cytoplasm.
AAUUUUUAAACAAAAUGUCGGUCAUGCGUGUUUCAAGGGGUACGUGCUUUAUCAACAAGCAUACAUAAUUUAGCAUCUUCUGACGCCAUUGCCGUUUGUAAUCAUUUUUUUCGUGUUUUUUGGAAUCCUGUGUUUGUCUGCGUACAGUGCCAGAUCUUGCGGAUCCAAGGGUACGAGGACUUGGCGAUAAUCGCUGAUCUAAUCUAGGGCCGAGGUAGCCAUGAAGCGGGAAGCUGAUGGUGAGAUGGGAUCACCGCAGAAACGUUCACGACGAGGUGACGAGGAAGUUCGCUUACUUAUUCCAAGCAAGGUUGCCGGUUCCAUUAUUGGUAAGGGUGGCCAAAAUAUAACGAAGUUGAGGAGUCAGUACAAAGCCUCGAUAACUGUCCCUGAUUGCCCGGGCCCUGAACGGAUGUUGACGCUCUCCUCGGACCUCGACACCAUCUGCAACAUCGUCACCGACGUCGUUCCCAACUUGGAAGAGAACGGAGGCAGAGUGAACGGAAAUGAAUUGGAUUUGCGUAUGAUGAUCCACCAGAGCCAAGCCGGAUGCGUGAUCGGAAAAGCCGGCUACAAAAUCAAAGAACUGAGAGAGAAAACCGGUGCCCGCAUCAAGAUCUUCUCGAAUGCGGCCCCCCAGAGCACCGACCGAAUAAUCCAGAUCGUCGGCGAGCCGUCGAAAUGCGUCGAUAGCAUCCGCGAGAUCAUCACCCUCAUCAAAUCGAAUCCAAUUAAAGGAAUUGUAAAUCCUUACGAUCCGCACAAUUACGACGAUUAUUAUGCUGAAGAGUACGGCGGUUGGGGAAGUGCCGGCAACGAACGGAGAGGCGGCGCGAGUGGGGGCGGCAGCGGCGGUGGCGGCGGCUCGACCAACGUCGGGAAUGGCGGACCACGUGGCGGCAAUCGAAACGGGUACCGGGACGGAGCCCCGGCACGGUACAACAGGGGGCCCCCGACGCAGCGCGGGGGAUCCACCACCAUAAGUUUCAACGACCGGCCUGUAGGGAACAGCAUAUCCCAACGCAGCGAUUACAACAGUAACGGCCUUAACGGCGUUAAUCGUCCUCCUCCUUUCGAAAGAAAUGGUUGGGCACCUCCCACAAAUACCACUUCAAUGAUAAACCAUCCACCACCAACUAUGAUGGCCAGUAAUGGAAUAAGUCAACCCCCUAUGCAAUCGGGGGGAAUGGGGCCGCAAAACGGGGGCCCCACCGGGAGCAAAACGACGACACAAGUGACAAUACCCAAAGAUUUGGCGGGGGCUAUAAUCGGCAAGGGCGGGGGCAGGAUCCGCAAGAUCCGGCAGGACUCCGGCGCCGGGAUCACGAUCGACGAACCCCUUCCCGGGUCCAAUGAUCGCAUAAUCACCAUCUCGGGUACACCGAACCAGAUCCAGAUGGCGCAGUACUUACUCCAGCAAAGUGUCCACAACAACGCAGACCGCAGCAGUUACUAAUCUCAUGCCCUGCCAGAAGAUCCGCAACUGAAACAUUUAUUUCGAACAUUCCAAGAAUAGCUUCGCGGGCAUUAUUUGAGACAUACAUCACGAAAUUUUCUUAUUGUAUUUAUAUUUUUACAAUUUUUGAGAAGAAUCAAAGUAUUUUUGUUACAUUUUGUAUGAGUAUAUUGUGAAUUGGACGCAUGGUGUUGUAUAAACCAUGCGUUUAAUAUUAUUUUAUAUAUUUAUAGCAAUUAUACAUUUAACCCAACUUGAUGUAUAGUACUAACCAACGAUGCGUUUGCAUUUUUGUGCAUCAGGGAACAAUUCAGUACAAAUUAGGUUUUUGUUCAAUUUCAUUUUACAUUGUUCCAUGAUCGAAUUGCAAAUAUACAACCAAAUAUUUUUAUAGUUUUAGGUUCUUAUAAUCAGUGGAUAAGAAAUAAAUGUCUGAUCAAUAAAACAUUUCAAGUAAAA